Pectinophora gossypiella (pink bollworm) is the source of this 2615-nucleotide messenger RNA. Its product is annotated as chromobox protein homolog 1-like. Gene Ontology annotation, biological process: chromatin organization; negative regulation of transcription by RNA polymerase II. NCBI's taxonomy places the organism in Eukaryota, Metazoa, Arthropoda, Insecta, Lepidoptera, Gelechiidae. The coding region runs from base 191 to 1060 and encodes 289 amino acids. The transcript has 7 exons. Gene Ontology annotation, molecular function: chromatin binding. The record is from RefSeq and is a predicted model, not a curated record. Gene Ontology annotation, cellular component: pericentric heterochromatin.
CCCGCCCAAGCAAGCCAAGCGUCAAAAAAAGACGGCGUCGCAAAUAUAAAGUCGGUCGACGUUUAAACCUUUUGGUACAAAUUCAAUCUUAAAGUCGUGUUUAUCUUUGUUGAGCUUUCUAAGCCAUUUGUUAAUAAUAAUACACUUUAUCGUAUUAUUAGUCAUAAUUGUUUAUUAUCCGAAGUUCAAAAUGCGGAAAAUAUCGAAAACUCGUGCUGACGAAGCCGACGAUGUGGUUUCUUCAACUAAUGGCUCUAUAGUAAACGAAGACCAAACGGAAACAAGAAAGUAUACUCCUGAAGGCAAUGACAACGGUCAAGAUCCAGAAAAUGAUAACAGUGGUCUUGAAGACAACGACGCCGAUAAGGAACCCGUAAACACUUCCAAAAAAUCAAAAGGAAAGAGAGGCCGGAAAAAAAAAUCCGAGAAAAAAGGAAAGGAGCAAGAUGAAGAGUCUGCCGAGGAAGAGUAUGAGGUGGAGAAGAUUAUUGAUUCCAAAAAGAUUAAAGGUAAACUGCAUUACUUGAUUCGCUGGAAGGGAUAUUCCGCAGAUAGUGAUACCUGGGAGCCUGAAAACACCCUAUCCUGCCCAGACUUGAUCCAGAAGUUCAAUGACGAGAAAGAAAAUUCCAAGAACAAGGAAAGCAAGAGCUCAAACAAGCCAGGGCGGAAGAGAAAAGCAGACAAGAAGGAGCCCAAAAAAGCUAAGAGAACCAAAACUGAAUGGGACAGUGAGAAAGCUGAUGAAAAUGCGGAAUAUGAGGUUGAACGCAUAUUAGAAGUACACCACAAAAAGAAUGGAAAAAGAGAAUUCCUCAUCCACUGGAAGGGCUGGUCCAGCAAAUUCGAUUCUUGGGAGCCAGAGAGUAAUCUCAACUGCUCUGAAUUGAUCAAAAAGUUCAUGGAUAAGGUGACUGUAGCCCGCUCCAGUGACACUCGAAAUCUUCGCGUGUCACGUGAAACAACAAACAGAUUCACUUUACAAGAUCCUACACAUGGACGAAGGCUUAGCAAGAGGCGUGGUCAGCGUCAAAGGGUUCGCUAUGAUGAUGCAGAGUAAUAUUAGAUAAGAAAUGGAAUCUGAAAACCAAACGUAGCCUGGAUUUUUUGUGCAGUGGAAAAAAGAUCACCCGGUAUAAUACGUAUGUUACUAUAAAAGCCCGAAAAGUACGGUAGAAUUGUUUCGCGCUUAUGCAAAUCUUAUAUUUACCGUACUUCAGACUUUUACUGUACGAGUACAAUGUAUCUAAGUUAUGGACUUGGGUUCUUUUUCCAUAACAAUUGUCCUUUGCAUGUUUUUUUAAUGUUAGGAAAAAUGUUUUUUUUUUUUAAUAGAUUUUCGGUGUAAGCACCCACGACUGCAAGAUGUAAGCAUCAUGGCAUAUAUCAAUAUUAAUUCGUUAUUGAUUAUAAAAUGUGCAGCAAGUUCUAUGUAUUUGAUACAUACAGAACAAUAAUAAUUUGUUUAUUGUUAAGGAGGAUGGGACCUACCAAUAAUUAAAUUAUCAAAAGUGUUAUCGCGCACAAAAUGUGUAAAUAUUUAAAAAUACUUAUUUAUAUAUAUAGUUAAUUAAUAUUUUACUCUUAAACAUUACAACUACAACCGAUGAUGGUAGUUUGUACAUAAUUUAUAAUGUAUUUUACAUAUUUUUCCGAAUUAUAUUAUAGUUACAAGCUUUUAGUAUUUCGGUACUGUCUUUUCAAAUUACGGUACAUAAACUACGAAUUAUCAUCCAUCCAUUAUCUAUUCUUCUAAUCAAAUGAAUGAAUGAUUGAAAUGUUGAAUUAAUAAUUUUAGCUUUGAUAUUGUUGAUUGUUAUUGGCGAGACUACCAGCUUCAAUAAUAUUUGAACCCAUCCUCCGUUAACUUUCUUUUAUUUCAACGGGAUGUCCAGUAUAUUCUCAGGUAAGUUUGCCAGACUUGUCAGGCACUACCAAAUUUAUUUUUUAAAAUAAAUGAAUAAAUGUGCGAAAUGUGUGGCGUGUUACGACACGAUCUAAAAAUGUGGACUUAUCUGAAAUCCAGUCGAGUUUAUAUAUUUUGUAGCAUUUCAGAAUAUUUGAUUGUUUACUACAUUGAUUUUUUAUAUUUUUUUGCGUUUAUAGUAGAAAUAGUUAAUACUUACGAAUUAUUAAUUGAACAAAAGAUUUCGUUUAGAUAGUCUACCAAUUAAUAAUUCUUCAUGUAUUUAACUAAUUACACGUAGUUAAGUACUUGGAAAUAAAUAUUAUAUGUGUUGCAUAAAAUAUUACAUAUUGAUUUUAGAUUGAAGAAUAAUGUCGUUUGAGCUUUUAUGUAAAUAAUGGUGCCGAUUCUGACGGAUACCAACUUAAUAUUAUUUGUUUCACAGUUCUGAAACGACAUCUAUCUCUUUCCUAAAUAAAAGACAGAACUAUUUUAGAGCUGGGAAAUUAAAGUAACAUUAACCACUACUUGAGCUCAAAUAAUAAUAUUUUGGAUAUAAAAGCUUACCUUCUUCAAACAUAAGAGUACAUAAUACAUCUAUAUAAUUAUAAGAAUUGUUUUCAGAAUAUUAGUAUUUUAAGUAUAUCCAUACUUAUCAGUUGGUGUGUUUCGUGUAAUUUGCAGUCACAUUAUAAAUAGUUCUAAUAAA